GUCCGAGAAUAUGCUAGAUUUCUCUUCCGCUUGUUUUAUAUACCCAACAUGUCCUGGUUUCGCAGCAUCAGAUUCUGGGAAGCAAUCAGCAAUCGAACACUUUCAAUUUCGCUUAUUCAAUUUUCCUUGAUCAUUGUUUCAUAUUGGAAAAGUAAUGGCGUUGAUCCCAAGUUUUUUUGCCAACAGAAGGAGCAGCGUCUUCAAUCCUUUCUCUCUUGACCUUUGGUAUCCUUUCAAGGACUCCCCUUUCCCUUCACUCACCACACAUACCCCAGAAACCUCGACUUUUGUCAACACCCGGAUUGACUGGAAGGAAACCCCAGAAGCUCACGUCUUCAAGGCUGAUCUUCCAGGGCUUAAGAAAGAAGAAGUGAAGGUGGAGGUUGAAGAUGACAGGGUGCUUCAGAUAAGUGGAGAGAGGAAUAUACAGAAGGAAGACAAGAACGACACUUGGCAUCGUGUGGAACGUAGCAGUGGCAAGUUCAUGAGGAGGUUCAGAUUGCCUGAGAAUGCCAAGAUGGAUCAGAUUAACGCUUCCAUGGAAAAUGGAGUGCUCACUGUGACUGUUCCAAAACUGGAGGAGAAAAAUCCCGAUGUUAAGACAAUUGAGAUUUCAGGCUAAAAAUUGAAGUUGAGUUUUGAAGGCCUCUCUCUCCUGCGACAGAUUACUCAAAGUAACUACUUUAAUAGGAAAACAAAACAGUUUGCGAGUUAUGAAGUGAGUGUCUCUCUCUCAGCUGAGAGUUUUGUACGAAUUGUGUGUGGUACCAUGUUGUUGUAUGGACUGUGAGGAGUUCUUAACUUCAGCUAUGUAGAAAAUAAAAGAAAUAUUGUCAAUACAUACAUUUACUCUUCUUCCUUGUUGUGAAA
Molecule: messenger RNA, 870 nt
Organism: Theobroma cacao (cacao)
Lineage: Eukaryota; Viridiplantae; Streptophyta; Magnoliopsida; Malvales; Malvaceae
Product: 17.3 kDa class I heat shock protein-like
Source: RefSeq, a predicted model, not a curated record